Molecule: messenger RNA, 1651 nt
Organism: Dermacentor andersoni
Lineage: Eukaryota; Metazoa; Arthropoda; Arachnida; Ixodida; Ixodidae
Gene: VhaAC39-1
Product: V-type proton ATPase subunit VhaAC39-1
Biological process (GO): proton transmembrane transport
Cellular component (GO): proton-transporting V-type ATPase, V0 domain
Molecular function (GO): proton-transporting ATPase activity, rotational mechanism
Source: RefSeq, a predicted model, not a curated record
CGUUUUCUGCAAUCAGCCUUCAACUGCGGUGAACAGUCAUAUGAUCAAUACGGUGUGAAAAUGUCCCAGCUCCUGUUUAACAUGAGCAAUGGUUACCUCGAAGGUUUGGUUCGAGGCUUUAAAGGCGGAAUUCUCAAGCAGAGCGAUUACUUAAACCUCGUGCAAUGCGAGACUCUCGAAGACUUGAAACUUCACCUCCAGAGCACAGAUUAUGGUAACUUCUUGGCAAAUGAAGCAAGUCCUCUCACUGUUUCGGUUAUCGAUGACAAGCUGCGUGAAAAACUUGUGGUGGAAUUUCGGCACAUGAGAAAUCAUGCUGUUGAACCACUGGCCACUUUCUUAGAUUAUAUCACGUACAGCUACAUGAUUGACAACAUCAUCCUGCUGAUCACAGGGACCCUACACCAACGGCCUAUUGGAGAGCUGAUCCCAAAGUGCCACCCCUUGGGCAGUUUUGAUCAGAUGGAGGCCAUUCACAUUGCCUCCACACCUGCUGAGCUCUACAAUGCAGUGAUUGUUGACACACCUCUUGCACCUUUCUUCGUGGAUUGCAUUUCUGAACAAGAUCUUGAUGAAAUGAACAUUGAAAUCAUCCGCAACACCCUCUACAAGGCAUACCUGGAAAACUUCUACAAGUUCUGUGAAAGUAUUGGAGGCACUACUGCAGAUGUCAUGCUCGAAAUCCUAGCUUUUGAGGCAGACCGUCGGGCAUUUAUUAUCACCAUCAACUCGUUUGGCACUGAACUAACAAAAGAAGACAGAGCAAAGCUCUUUCCCAAAUGUGGUCACCUCUACCCUGAUGGACUGAAUGCCCUUGCUAAAGCAGAUGACUACGACCAAGUACGGAGCAUCGCGGAGUUCUAUGCACAAUACAAUGUGCUUUUUGGUGGAGCGGGAAACAAUCCUGAUGAGAGGACACUUGAGGACAAGUUCUUUGAGCAUGAGGUGAUGCUCAACGUAAAUGCCUUCAUGCAGCAGUUCCAUUCUGGAGUCUUCUAUGCGUACGUGAAGCUGAAAGAACAGGAGUGCCGCAACAUUGUUUGGAUUGCCGAGUGUGUUGCACAGCGCCACCGUUCAAAGAUUGACAACUACAUCCCGAUCUUCUAGUUAUUUUCUAAUAGUCAUCUGGCUUAAGUAGUUCAGUGUAGUGUGUGUACCAUGCAUGGCUAAACUUUGCCGUUGAAGUGCUGGUUCUGAAGUGCUUGUUGAGAGUUAACUGAAAGAUGGAAUAUGCUUGUUGUCUGUGUGGUAAUCAGAGGUCCGAAUUGCAAUUUGAAAGCUGUUUUAUGUUAACCUGUUACAGCAGCUCAUCUGCAAUUGUUUUAAAGGGCUAAAAUAAACCUAUAGUCCCCUGUGCGCAUGUAUUUAUUCAGGACCUUUCUAAUGCCCUUGUCAUGUAAAUAAUACCUCUAUACAUAUACAUAUAUUGUACAAGCAGUAUGUUAUGCGUUUCACGGAAACAAUAAAUGUGAAAAAUGAUUAUCAUGCAGGUAUUCUAAAUUUGCAUUGGAGGUUGUAUGCAAAGUUGUGUCGAAUCUGAAUUGAAAACCAUAAGGAAACCUUUUCCAUGGAAACUGGAAAUGAGCUUAGAUGUUGUACAUCUUUUUUAUGCUUUAGUUUGACUGGAGAAAAUAAAUAGUUUUCAGUUCAA